This is a messenger RNA of Chilo suppressalis (striped riceborer), 1566 nucleotides long. The record is from the annotation of a GenBank genome assembly. NCBI's taxonomy places the organism in Eukaryota, Metazoa, Arthropoda, Insecta, Lepidoptera, Crambidae.
AUGAUGAGUCCGAUAUCAAUAAUUUUCAAUAUAUUAAUCUUUUGCCACAAUGUAUUCGCUCUUAACAUUCUCGGUAUAGUUUCGGUGCCCCUUAAAAGUCACUACAUGGCUAUGCAAAAACUUUUUCCAGAACUGGCGGCUCGGGGCCAUUCCGUUACCGUUAUUAACAACUUUCCUACCCCUCAAAAUGUAAAAAACCUUAGGUUCAUUAAUUUGAACCGUGAUUUGAACGUGACUUUUACUACUUUAGAAAUGUUCGAAAAUUUGAAUCCGGCAUUUUUGCAUUGGAAAAACUUUCAUCGUUUUCUGACGUACACGUCGAAUUUAGUGCAGAGUGACUGUGAAUGUUUAUUUACAAAUGAAGACGUCAAGAGACAUCUUGCCGAACGAAAUAAAUACGAUGUUGUGUUUGUGGAGAUGUUCACGAGUGAUUGUGCUCUGGUGUAUGCUGCGACUAAUUUUGACGCGCCUAUUAUUGGAAUAACUUCUCAUGUUCUGCUGCCGACCACGUACUCGCCGCUGGGGAUACCCUUCGACAUAGCAUCAGAUUCAUACUUAUUUACCAAAGGAGGGCCGAAUCCAUCUAUAUUGACGAAAGUUGAAGUAGUUGUAAUGAAAUUAUGUUACUAUAUCCAGGAGAGAUUCUAUUUUCAUCCAAUACUACAGCAGCACGUACAAAACACUUCUAUAGACCUUGAGCGCGUGGCAAAAGACAGGAUGAAAAUGGUAUUCGCUUAUCAACAUUAUUCUAUGACAGGAGCGCGUCUGCUGGCGCCACAGCUAUUGGAGAUAAGUGGACUUCACAUAUCAAAACCAAAGCCAGUGCCACAGGAUGUAGAAGAUUUUCUUUCGAAUGCUGACCACGGCGCCAUCUACGUGAGCUUUGGCACAAAUCUGAACAGCAGUCUUAUGUCCCCGCGCAUGCUGAAGAAUUUCCUGGCAGCCUUUAAGAAAAUCCCCCAGAAAGUUCUGUUCAAAUGGGAAAAUGAUACGUUCCCGGAAGGGAACGAUAACGUUCUCACUAGAAAAUGGUUCCCGCAACUGGAUGUUCUGUGUCAUCCAAAAGUUAUGGGAUUCGUGUCCCACAGUGGAAUGUUGAGCUCCACAGAAGCGGUUUACUGCGGCAAGCCAAUGGUUACUAUGCCGUUCUUCGGAGACCAGUUCGAUAACUCAGGUUCGCUCGAAGCCAUCGGUUUCGCUAAAACUCUGUACUUGGCCAACGUCACACCUGAGAACUUGGCUAAUGCUAUCACUGAGAUAACAUCACCACAAAUGCAGCGGAACGCACAAAAAGUAUCUCAGCUUUGGCACGACCGACCUUUACCGGUAAUGGAUAGUGCCAUCUAUUGGACUGAGUAUGUAGCGCGCUACCGUACCGCGCCUCCUUCACUGCCUUCCAAACACAGCACGUGGUUCGAGUCGUUAUUACUAGAUGUCAUUAGUGUAUUUGUUUUGAUUGCCUUUGUGUUAGUAUGGUUAAGUCUGGUAAUUUGUAAAUUAAUUAGAAAGUUGUGUAGAUUACUACUAAGUAAAUUCAUUUGUAGGACUAAAGAAAAGACUCAGUGA